CUCGAGUCAGGCGGCGCGUGGACACGUUUCCGCCCACAACAAAGAUGGCGGCUCCCGCACUGGAGAAACUCUCAGAGUCCCUGGGAUCCCCGGAGCCCGCUGUGCGCCUCAUGCUGUCCAUUUUAAUCGGUUAUCCCUGUGCGUUGUUUUAUCGCCGGUGUCUUUUCUACCAGCCGCCCACUCUUCUUCACGUGUUCCACACUCUGUUUGGACUCGCCCUCGCUGCUUUCAACUUUGGUACACAGCUCAGUCACUCCGCAGCAUGUAUCCUUGUACAGUUCCUGAUGCUGAGGCUCAUGGGAAGGACGGUAACCACUGUCCUCAGCAGUUUUUUCUUUCAAAUGAUUUACCUGUUGGCUGGAUACUACUUCACCGCCACAGGAGAAUACGACAUAAAGUGGACCAUGCCUCAGUGUGUGCUCGCGCUCAAACUCAUCGGUCUUGCGUGGGACUAUUAUGACGGCGGACAGGAAAAUUUGAGCGCUGAGCAGAAGAACUCGGCCUUGUCGUCGGUGCCCUCUCUGCUGGAGAUGUUUGGCUAUUCAUACUUUUACGGAGGCUUUCUGGUCGGGCCCCAGUUUACACUACGCAGCUACCAAAGACUGGUGGCCGGGGAGCUCACAGACUGCCCCGGGAAACCCCCUAACAGUGCUAUACCAGCUUUAAAAAGGUUUGCUCUGGGCUUCCUCUGUCUGUCAAUUUACACAGUGUUCAGUCCCUAUUACCCCGACAGCUACUACCUGACAGACGAGUAUGAGGCGCAGCCGUUCUGGUACCGCUGCAUCUUCAUCUUACUCUGGGCGAAAUUCAACUUGUAUAAAUACGUCAGCUGUUGGGUUAUAGCGGAGGGAGUGUGUGUGCUGGCCGGGCUCGGUUACAAUGGCGUCGGGGAGGACGGGCGUCACCGGUGGAACGCCUGCGCCAACAUGAAGGUGUCCGUGUUUGAAACCACGCCCCUGUUUCAAGGCACCAUCGCCUCCUUCAACACCAACACCAACGCCUGGGCCGCCAGACACGUGUUCAAGCGGCUGAAGUUCGUGGGCAAUAAGACGGUUUCUCACGUGACGACGCUGUUCUUCCUGGCGAUCUGGCACGGGCUCCACUCCGGAUACCUCAUGUGCUUCUCCAUGGAGUUUUUCAUCGUCAUCUUAGAGAGACAAGCUCAGGCUCUGGUCCGGGACAGUCCAGUUCUGUCCAGACUGGCCCACAGCGCUCUGUACCCGCUCAUCUACGUCGUACAGCAGUUUAUGCACUGGUUCCUCAUGGGCUACUCCCUCAUGCCCUUCUGCCUCUUCUCCUACGACAAAUGGCUCAAGGUCUAUCUGUCGGUGUAUUUCAGCGGACAUAUAUGUCUCAUUAUAAUGUUUUUAAUAAUGCCAUACCUGCGGAGGGCGCUGGUGCCCAGGAAAGACCGGAGCCUCAAAAAGGAAGAGUAAAGCUUCACGUGGUCUUUCCGAGGCCAUCCACUCAAGGGAACUGUGACUUUUGGAGCAGAAUGGGCAAAUUUAAGGCAUUUAGUAAUAUAUGUUAUAUAUAAAUUCUGUAUAUAUAAUCUGUAUAUAUACACGUCAAUGGAAAAUAAAUGUAUAUUUUUUUGUUGCUAGGGAGGUUUUAUAAACAUUUGACAGAUGUUUACAGGAAAUUACCUUUUGUGCCACAUGGGUUUUUGUGGGCCAAUAAGGUGCGAUUUCCUGUUUUUGUAUUUUUGAAGAAGAGGGACUUUAUGAACUUGAAACUUGCUGUCCGCUCUGAUUUGCACUGCCCGUUUGAGGGUCUGGAGUUUUGUUUUCGUCUCAUGUCUCACUUUAGCGGACUCGGAUUUGCACAGGACUUUCUCAUGACGUAACCACGAAGCCCCAUUCACACACGCAGCCCGAACGAACAAAGCCACGACCGAUUUAAACCGUCGUUUCGAUCUGGCAAUUUCCCCCGAGUAAAUGACCAAGUAUAUCCAGGGAAGGUUGAAGGCGGGAUAAAGCCAGAACGUUGACAAAACCAUCUUUAUUUCCCGUGUUAUGAACUCGUUUUCCUCGGUUAUUGAGUCGCCGAGUUGUCACUUCCAGGUCCAAACCACAAACGUCACACCUGAGCUUUGUUUUUGUUCUUUAUUCAUCAAAUCAAAGACAGUUACCUUUCGAAAGUGUAUGUUUAACCACGGAUUGCAUCAAAUGUGUAAAUAAUGUUGUAAUAAUCUCGCGUAACAGAGGAGUGUGAGUGUGUGCAGUGUUCUGUCGUUUAUCAUGGGGGUUACGAUCGAAAAAUAACGCAAAAUAGCUUUACUUUUUACAUUUUUUACAUUUCACAGUUCGUCUGACCGCGCCUCUUCGUCCUGGCGUCUCUGAACACGGAGGAGACUGAGGGACAACGGUCUACAGUCCAACAGCCAAUCAGGACGCACAACACAACGGUCUACAGUCCAACAGCCAAUCAGGACGCACAACACAACGGUCUACAGUCCAACAGCCAAUCAGGAUGCACAACACAAUGCAGGUUCAUACGAUGUUUAAAAUAAAAAAGCAAAAUUACACUAAAAACAUCCGCGAAACAGCGAGACCCGCGAAAAGUGAACCGCGAUAUAACGAGGGACAACUGCAUAUCUCACCAAUUCGGUAAAUGCUAACGGUAGCUUAGCCUAGCCUAGCUUCUUACCUCCACUUCCUUUGUACGCUUCCCGUCACAGUUAUAACGUCGCUAGCUUUAAACGACUGCAAACGUGAGGGGGGGAAAAAGAAGGAAAUUGUAAACGUUUCAAUCAGCCGAUGGACCAGGAAGUGACAUCACACCUAGCGACUAUAAACGCUCGGUUUCCUCGGUUACUAGCGUGGUUUCCGGGUUACGCUAGUUCUGUUCCAUUCUUAUAUUUAAAUAACGUAGCUGUUUGGUUUUUUUACGUGAGAGAGAACGCAGAAAACUUAAUGCCAAGUUAUGUGUGAACAGAGACGGUGAAUUUCUGGCUUUUUUAUUUUUUUAUUUUAUGUUUUUACCCGGCAAUUUUCUGGGUUGCGUGUGUGAACGGGGCUGUAGACUGUAGAUAUAUUUACAGUCUAAGGAUGUAACAGUGCCACAUGUUUAAAUAGGAGCGCAGCUUUGGUACAGAUGAAUCAGGGUUCGCUCGCAGCUGCCAGUGGUUAAAAAAAGCACUGUAAAGAAAAAAAAACAACAAAACAAAACACUCACUUCACUAACACACCGAUAUCAAAAGGCCUUGAAACUAUGAAUGUUUUAGAGUACAAAUGUUUGGGUUCAAUUUUUUUAUCUCGAGUUUUCAAUGCUUUUUUUUUUUUUUUUUUUUUUUUGGAAACGAUGGAAUUUUGUAGUUUUGAAAAAAAAAAAAAAACCCAACAAAAAAAAACCUAAAAAAAGAAGAAGAGUUUUAUGGAGUUCGAGCAUCUUCCCGUAUCGUUAAACGCGAGUUGUUUUCGCCUUAUCGUCGUCCUCCCGCGUGUCCAAACACCACCGUCCACUGCCAGUCUGCUCCCUGCGUUUUACGAGCAGAGUCUUCCCCAGCGCCGAAGUCGUCCGUGUGCUCCUUUUGUGAAGAAGAUGUUUUGUUUUUUGUUUUUUUUUUGGUUUCGUUUAAGUUCGUAUGAAGCGCCGUUCGUUGAGUCUUCGUUGCCACAGACCUCAUUUUAGAUUUCUUCAUGUUCGUGCUCAUUGUAAUUGUUCACUGGUAUUAAUUGUUGACCUUUGCCUUAUGAUUCUAAAUAUUGAGAGAAUACGUGGAGAGUGAUUUAAAUACAGUUUUAUAAUGUCAUAAAAUGCUGCAUUUCAAACUUCA
This is a messenger RNA of Periophthalmus magnuspinnatus, 3778 nucleotides long. RefSeq names its product lysophosphatidylcholine acyltransferase 3 (gene lpcat3). The record is from RefSeq and is a predicted model, not a curated record. Gene Ontology annotation, cellular component: membrane. Gene Ontology annotation, biological process: phosphatidylcholine biosynthetic process; lipid modification. The transcript has 13 exons. The coding region runs from base 45 to 1436 and encodes 463 amino acids. Gene Ontology annotation, molecular function: lysophospholipid acyltransferase activity; 1-acylglycerophosphocholine O-acyltransferase activity. Lineage: Eukaryota; Metazoa; Chordata; Actinopteri; Gobiiformes; Gobiidae.